Coprinopsis cinerea okayama7#130 is the source of this 411-nucleotide messenger RNA. RefSeq lists its product as hypothetical. The coding region runs from base 1 to 411 and encodes 136 amino acids. NCBI's taxonomy places the organism in Eukaryota, Fungi, Basidiomycota, Agaricomycetes, Agaricales, Psathyrellaceae. The transcript has a single exon. The record is from RefSeq and is a predicted model, not a curated record.
AUGGACAUCGAUGCAACCCGUGUAGGACCCAACGGCAAGUCUCGCGAUGACUUCCUCCAAGCCAUGCGCGGACGGUGCUUUGGUUGUGGUUCGACCGCCCAUGUCAAGAAGGACGGAAACCACGGCAGUCUCCGAUGCAACUACUGCCAACGCAUGGGUCACUCGUCCAACGUCUGCCAGGACAAAUAUAUGGGUAUCACGCCAGGUCGAGGUCUUGCCCCACGCCGCCGCAUUGCUGCCACUCAGGAAGCUCCGUUCUCCCUCUUCAACGAAGGCUCGUCCGCUCCCACCGCUACUGCCACUGUCGCUGCCACCCCGUCCCCUUCUGUCGAUAUUAACGCCAUCAAUGCCGCCCAGCAACGUCAACUCGAAAUCCUGGCCAAGCUCGAGCAGCUCCAACAGGAUUUUUGA